This is a messenger RNA of Penicillium canariense, 1689 nucleotides long. RefSeq names its product fungal specific transcription factor domain-containing protein. The transcript is spliced from 5 exons. The record is from RefSeq and is a predicted model, not a curated record. Lineage: Eukaryota; Fungi; Ascomycota; Eurotiomycetes; Eurotiales; Aspergillaceae. Bases 1 to 1689 code for a protein of 562 amino acids. Gene Ontology annotation, molecular function: zinc ion binding; DNA binding. Gene Ontology annotation, biological process: DNA-templated transcription.
AUGAUCUUGGAUACGGUCUUGCGAAUGGAGGCUUCCAUUGAAGAACUCAAGAGUUUGGCCGCUACGGCUUCCGGUUCUAAUAUUAUAUGCGGCAUCCAGGCCAAGUCUAUGUCCCCGACUGGGACAGUUACCUCGAUGUCUCAGGAGGCAUCCCAUCAUCCCGGCGGGUGCACAAUUAGAGACCCCACUGAAAGUGCUGUGCUUUCGUCAGGACAUCUUUCCUCAGCGGAGUCUCUUCUGAAGUGGCCAGUCUUUCUAGAUCAUCCUUCAAUAUUGGAGGAGACAGAGUCUUCGUUAUUGUUGCUCGAACAUCGACGAUCGUCCUUUCGAAGCAAACCCUAUGCCAUGGUUCCCAGCGUGGACUUGUCGGAAGUCAAAAGCAUCGUGAGCGUAUUCCAACAGACAUAUAACUUUUGGUUCCCUACUAUCAGCUUGGAUGAUCUGAAUUCAUUAGAAUUAAGGAUACACCAACAAAACCUCGACCCUAGUUGUCAGUCGUGUCUCGCUUUACUGGUCAUGUCGUUGGGUUGUGUCGGGGCCUCCGUGAUAGAUGAAGGAGGCUCCAAAUAUCCGUCUCGACAGCUGAAGCUGCAGGGAGAAUUAUGGUUCACUGCGGCAAUGAAGAUGCUUCAUUUGGCCCACAUUGAGAUUAGUGUGCAAGCUUGCCAAUGCCUUUUGCUGACUGCUCUCUACUUCUGCUAUUUGCAAAGGCCACUGCAAACAUGGUCUUAUGUGAACAGUGCACGGACUCGUUGUCGUUUCCUGCUCUCCUGCCCUUUUGACAACCCGGAGCGUGAUGAUCGAGAACACAUCACCAGAAUAUUCUGGUCCUGUUUUGUACUAGAAAGCAACUAUAUCUCGGAGUUGCCAACGCUUCCACAACACUGCAACGCUGAAAUCGAAUCAAUCCUUUCUCUUCCGGGCAAGUUUCAAUCCCAUGAGGCUAUUGAAGAGGAAGAAAGGUCGACCUUCUACUUUCUCGCAUCGAUCGCACUACGCCGCCUCCUCAACCGAGCGCACUACGUGCUCUAUGACCACAAAAAUGGCCUUCAAAUCGAUUCAAAUUAUUUUCCUUCUGUGAACCAAGAACUGGCAUGCCAAUUGCAGGACUGGUAUCAAACACUACCUCCAAGUCUGCAAUUUCCAGAAGAUGGAAAAUCUGCCGAUGACCCGCAUAGCGAGUACCUAAGGCAGUGGUAUCUCAGUUGUCGAAGUGUCAUCUAUCGACCGUAUCUGGAGUGGGCUCUCGCUAACCCAUCUUGGAAUCUCAACAACAACCUGCGUAUGCUUAAUGGUUGUCAGGUUGCCCUCGACACUUGCUUAUUCAAAUUGAGGUACCUGAAGCAGGUGCCAUAUACUGUCAUGGUAGACACCUGGCCAUGCUCGCUUUCAGACUUCUUCGUUAGAAUCGCGACGGCGAUGUUGACCCUAAUGGGCGGCUUCUGUCAUCCACAGCUGACAAUUCAGCUUCGUCGUAUCGCCUUGCUGGAGCUGGGCCCUCGCCUAGAGCAAUUUUUACAAGAAUGGAUGACAAUUCAUGAGUCCUGCAUUUCUCCUGGUAUUGAGAAGGCAUUGAGAUUAAUCAUGAAAGUUCACGAGUUCUUCGAAAGCGAAUGUGCAAAAACUAUCUCGUCCCAGGAGGACGAACAGCACUUCUCUACUUACGCCUUUCGAGUGUCUCAAGAAUAG